Molecule: messenger RNA, 1704 nt
Organism: Gadus chalcogrammus (walleye pollock)
Lineage: Eukaryota; Metazoa; Chordata; Actinopteri; Gadiformes; Gadidae
Gene: xkr8.2
Product: XK related 8, tandem duplicate 2
Exons: 3
Coding region: 273-1562 (429 amino acids)
Biological process (GO): apoptotic process involved in development; phosphatidylserine exposure on apoptotic cell surface; engulfment of apoptotic cell
Cellular component (GO): plasma membrane
Source: RefSeq, a predicted model, not a curated record
CGUCGAAGCGUCUGCGUGGUCCUUGCGUUGCGUCACCGUGGGACCAUAAUCAGCCCUUGUCGCGAUAAGCAUAAUAGGAGGGUUUAUAGGAAAGGGAGUGGAGUCUUGGAAGCAGUGAACAUUUCGUUCAGCCUGUAUUUCAUUACCACAUUUGACACUACUGCUACAACACCACUUCUGAGAACUUUGAAUGAACGGAACUCGAUGAGAAUACGCUCUCGAAUAGAUUGGUUCAGUGGAUCACUUUCUUUAAGAACAAAUCGACAAAUGCCAUGGAGGGCGAAGUCACCCUGAAUUACUCUGUCUUGGACUUUGGAUUCUCGUUUCUGGGGCUGGCUUUCUUCUUGGUUGACAUAGUGCUGGACAUAUGGGCAGCGGUGCAUUUCUACCAAGAAGGAGACUUCAUCUACUUGGGGCUUUUGGUGACGAUGCUGGCAGGCUCUUCGGUUCUUGGACAGCUCUUCAGCUGGUUAUGGUACCGAUAUGAGGACUGGGAGACACGCACUAGCACAGAGGGCUCAGUCAGCAAGAGGGUCCUUCAAGUUCUGCACAUAUUCCAGCUGGGCGUCUACAUCAGGUACGCAGGCGUGCUGGAGGUCGCUGUGCGCAGUUUCUUCCCAAUAAAGAAGCGCGACUCGGUGAACGUGGCCGUGUACCUGUCCCACGACCUGUCCCUGCUGCGGCUCUUUGAGGCCUUCUCGGAGAGCGCCCCACAGCUCGUGCUGAUGCUCACGGUCAUGCUGCAGACCGGGGACUGGCAGGACCCCGUGACAGUGCUGAAGGCCGUGGGCUCAGCCUCGGCCAUCGCCUGCAGCGUGACCCUGUACCACCGCUCCCUGCGUUCCUUCCUUACGGACAAGGCCAAGCCGGGCCCCGUCUCCUCCCUGCUCUACUUCAUCUGCAACCUGCUGCUCAUCUUCCCGCGUCUGGCCGCCCUGGCCCUGUUCGCCUACGCCCAGCCCUGCUACAUCUUCGCCCACUUCCUGUGCUGCUGGGCCGUGCUCUUCUUCCUCGCCUGGCGCUGCGGCACCAAGUUCAUGGACAGCUCCGCCGGCGAGUGGCUGUACCGCGCCACGGUGGGCCUAAUCUGGUACUUCAGCUGGUUCAACGUCAGCGGGGGCCGCAGCGUGUACCACGGCGUUCUCUACCACGCGUGGAUGCUGCUGGACCAGCUCCUGCUCUGUGGCCUGGCGUUCUGGCAGACCCACAAAGCGCCGUGCAUCACCGGGGGGCUGCUCUCGCCGGACACGGUGGCGGUGAUGGGCGGCGUCGUCGUAGCGGUGUACGUGUCGGGCCUCCUGGUCAAAGUGCUGUACUACAAGCGCUUUCAUCCCAAGCUGGGUGAGCCAUCCACAGACACGAAAAAGCCCCUUCAGUUACCUGCUGCCGGAGACUUUACCGACGGGGGGGAGGAGGAUCGUGGCUUGGGUGACUACACCGAAGUGGAUUUCAUGGAGCCUCCUCUGGUGGAGAUGUUAACCGGGGGGGGGGAGGAGGUUGGGAGGGUGAAGAGACCAGUGAACAGAAGGAUGCAACACUUGGCUCAGAACUUCUACUCAUAGUCACUCCAGCGAGCGCUUGACAGACUGACUCAGAUGGACGUUUUAAAAUAACCAUUUUUCACAGGGCAAAUUUAUUUAUAUGUGUGCUACCAAUGCGUUUAUAUUGUGCUUUAUAUCUGUACAGCAAUUCAGUGACCUUAUC